AUGUUUGUGAAUUACGAGCGGUAAUGGUCCGGUCAAGGUGGGAUUUAGUAGACCUGGCGUCUGUCUUUUAUCAGUGUUUAACAGCUCUUGCUGCUGUCCAUCGGCGGAGGGGCUAUCAAAAGCGAAACGACACAGCGUUGGCCACCAACGUCGGCAGUAUCCUGUUGUAGACUAUGAGUGUGGGUGAUGGAGGACAAUCAAUGUGGGGACUUGGACUACCUGAUCCAAGAUGAGGACACCCUCAUUGAAGGUGUAAGCAACCAGGUCUUAUUUGUUGUGGUGCUCAGUUUCGCCUUCCUUGCAGGCCUCCUCACUCUGCUCUGCAGACAAGAGCAGCUGAACAUUCAUCCUGAGAAUCAGGAGCAUGUUCGAGCCGUCCGACAACAACUACAAAAUGAGCAGCAGGAUGAAAAUCCCCAGGCGGAGGCCAGGCAGCAGUAUUACUCAGACAUGUCUUGUCCUGUGUGCUUACAGCAGGCUGUCCUGCCUGUGGAAACCAACUGCGGACACCUUUUCUGUGGCUCCUGCAUUAUAGCAUACUGGAGGUAUGGCACUUGGCUGGGUGCUAUUAACUGCCCCAUCUGCAGACAAAUGGUAACAUUGCUCUUCCCACUAUUUCAUGAGCAUGCCACUCCUCAGAGGGUCCAGGAUGGCGAGGCAGAACCUCAGCUUAUAUUACGAGACAUCAACGAUUACAACCGCAGGUUCUCAGGCCAGCCAAGAUCUUAUAUGGACAGGCUGCGCGAUGUGCCCACCCUGCUUCGUCAUGCCUUUAGGGAGAUGUUCUCUGUGGGUGGCCUCUUCUGGAUGUUCAGGAUUCGUAUUCUUCUCUGCCUAGUUGGUGCAAUCACCUACCUGGCCUCGCCGCUCGACAUCCUCCCCGAGGCGCUUUUCGGUCUCCUGGGAUUCAUGGAUGAUUUCUUUGUAAUCCUGCUUCUCUUUGUGUACAUCUCGAUCAUGUACAGAGAGGUGGUUACACAGAGACUGAACGGCUAGGCGAUCACUCAGAAAAGAGGCCUUAACCCGCACAUGUCAGACUCGAGAAUUGAAGAGCUCAGCAGCAGAGGUGACUGAAUAAAUGUGCAAAGGACAGUUGAUCAAUAAUGCUGCUUUUCUCAGAAGGGUUAACUUUAAAAACUGAGAUGUUACUGGAGAAGAGCUAGCUAGCUAUUGUUGACUCUGUAUAUAGAAUUCAUCGUUAAUGUUUCAUAGUUUGAAUGUGGUCAAAGCCAACAGCAACACAACAUAAGGAGGGCUGUGGAGGGAUGUGAUGGUGUAGAAAUCAACAUUGAAUCAGACACUGCAGUAAGUCAGACACAGUCCUAACUGAAUACCAGCCAAUUCUUUGACAGCAUUGCCAAAAGCAGUUGUUUUGUUAGUGUGCACAUCCUCAUAAAGAAGACAAUAUUGUAA
This is a messenger RNA of Toxotes jaculatrix (banded archerfish), 1413 nucleotides long. It is a transcript of the gene rnf170, whose product is annotated as ring finger protein 170. The record is from RefSeq and is a predicted model, not a curated record. Gene Ontology annotation, molecular function: ubiquitin protein ligase activity. Bases 187 to 996 code for a protein of 269 amino acids. The transcript has 7 exons. NCBI's taxonomy places the organism in Eukaryota, Metazoa, Chordata, Actinopteri, Toxotidae.